AUGCUCCCGCUCCUCACACCGAAGCGCGCGACCACCUCGCCGCCGCCGCCGCCGCCCAACUACGGCGUCUACCUCGUCACCGACUCGACGCCCGCCAUCCUCGGCAGCCGGGACCUCGUCGCCGUCGUCGAGGCGGCGCUCCGGGGCGGUGUCACGUGCGUGCAGUACCGGGACAAGCACGGCGCUCCGGCGGCCGUCGUGGCGACGGCGCGGCGCCUGCACGCGCUCACGCAGCGCUACGGCGUGCCGCUGCUCAUCAACGACCGCGUCGACGUCGCCGUCCAGGUCGGCUGCGAGGGCGUCCAUAUUGGCCAGGACGACAUGGAUGUGCACCAGGCUCGUACACUCCUCGGAAGUGGCAAGAUUGUGGGCGUCACUGCCAGCAACGUCGACGAAGCCAUCAAAGCGUGCCAAGACGGCGCCGACUAUCUCGGCAUCGGCACCGUCUACUCUACCGCCACUAAAAAAGACACAAAGUCCAUCAUCGGACCUUCGGGCGUGCGCGCCAUUCUCAAAGCCAUGGCGGCCGGCGGCUACGGCGCCGUGCCCACCGUCUGCAUCGGGGGCGUCCACACCGACAACGCGGCCGCAGUCCUCGCGCAGUCGAGCGCCGCGCCGGCCAAGUCCCUCUCGGGCGUCGCCGUCGUCAGCGCCAUCAUCGCCGCCGAGGACCCCGCCGAGGCGGCCCGGCAACUUGCCGGGCACGUGGCCGUGGCCGCGAUCCCGCUCGUUGUCGGCGCCGUGGGGCGCGCGACGCCGCUCUCCCACAACAUGACGAAUCUUGUUGUGCAAAACUUUGCCGCCAACGUGGCCCUCGCCGUCGGCGCCAGCCCCAUCAUGUCCAACUACGCCGCCGAGGCCGGCGACCUCGCCAAGCUGGGCGGCGCCUUGGUCGUCAACAUGGGCACCGUGACGCCCGAAGGUCUCGCCAACUACAAGCAGGCCAUCCAGGCCUACAACGACGCAGACCGUCCCAUCAUCCUGGACCCCGUCGGCGCCGGCGCCACGGCCAUCCGCCGCGCAGCCUCGGCUGAGAUGCUCGCCGUCGGGCGCUUCGCCGUCAUCAAGGGCAACGUGGCGGAGCUGCAGACGCUUCUGGGGCAGGCAGUCACGCAGCGGGGCGUGGACUCGACGGCCGAGGUGGACGUGGCGUCGCGCGCGCGCGCCAUGGUCGCCGCGUGGCCCGCCGACGCGCUGCUCGCCGCCGUGGCCGCCGCCGCCGUCUUCGGCAUCGCCGCGCAGUACGCCGUCGACAGGGACGACGUGCGCGGGCCCGGCACGUUUGUGCCCGCGUUCCUCGACGAGCUCCACGCCAUCACCAGGGCCACGGCCGAGGGCGACCUGCGCUGGCUGGUGCGCGCGAGGGUGCAGGGCGUGCUGGUGGAACAAGACGACGAGGCAUGA
Messenger RNA from Cordyceps militaris CM01, 1404 nucleotides. Its product is annotated as thiamine-phosphate pyrophosphorylase. The coding region runs from base 1 to 1404 and encodes 467 amino acids. Gene Ontology annotation, biological process: thiamine biosynthetic process. The record is from RefSeq and is a predicted model, not a curated record. Gene Ontology annotation, molecular function: magnesium ion binding; hydroxyethylthiazole kinase activity; ATP binding. NCBI's taxonomy places the organism in Eukaryota, Fungi, Ascomycota, Sordariomycetes, Hypocreales, Cordycipitaceae. Gene Ontology annotation, cellular component: cytoplasm. The transcript has 6 exons.